Messenger RNA from Anguilla anguilla (European eel), 3669 nucleotides. RefSeq names its product dipeptidyl-peptidase 3 (gene dpp3). NCBI's taxonomy places the organism in Eukaryota, Metazoa, Chordata, Actinopteri, Anguilliformes, Anguillidae. Gene Ontology annotation, molecular function: dipeptidyl-peptidase activity; metalloexopeptidase activity. The record is from RefSeq and is a predicted model, not a curated record. Gene Ontology annotation, biological process: proteolysis. Gene Ontology annotation, cellular component: cytoplasm. The transcript is spliced from 18 exons. The coding region runs from base 106 to 2403 and encodes 765 amino acids.
ACCGUAGUGUUGGGUUGUUGGCGAACUUCCGUCAGAGGAGGAAGAGUUAAAAGGGAAUAGAUCACAGUUCAGUGGAAUAAAUAAAGAGUGGCUGACGUUGACUUGAUGGUCUGGCUCCGCGUUUGUAAUUUUAUUAAUAUCACAGUUAGGCGAACCCGGACAACUCGGUUACACUCAGGUGUUUGGUCUGCGUUUCAGAGGCAAAAUCUGCGUUGCAUCAUGGUGGACUCCCAGUAUUACCUACCCAAUGACAUUGGGAUCUCGCCGCUGGACUGCGCUGAAGCCUUUCGGCAGCUGACACCCAAGGAGCAGCUGUACGCUCACUACCUCUCCCGAGCGGCUUGGUACGGUGGCCUUGUGGUGCUGCAGCAGACGUCGCCAGAGUCUGCCUCCAUCUACGUGUUGCUCCAGAAACUGUUCCGCCGGCAGCCACCUGCGCAGCUGGAGGGUGUGGCGACCGCCGCUGGAUUGAGCCCCGAGGAGUACCAGGCCUUCCUGGUUUAUGCUGCCGGGCUUUAUGCCAACAUGGGAAACUACAAGUCAUUUGGUGACACCAAGUUCAUUCCCAACCUCCCAAAGGAGAAGGUGAAAGCUCUGGUGUGGCAGAGUCAGGCCUUCCAGGAGAACCGCACAGAGAUGGAGGCCCUGUGGAACAGCUGUGCCCACCUCAUGUACUCCCUGGAGGACAAACAGAAACAGCUGGGCCUGGGGGACAAGGGAAUCACCACCUACUUCUCAGGAAACUGCUGUUUGGAAGAUGCCGAACUGGCCCAGAAAUUCCUGGACUCUAAGAACCUGAGUGCCUACAACACCCGCCUGUUUAAGGAGGGCGCAGCCGAGGGGAAGAGGUGCUACCAGGUGCGCCUGGCUUCUGCCGAAAAGAAAGACAGCCCGGUGGAUGGCGAGGGGGAGACCAGGUGUGGCAGGUACGAGUUCGGGGACGCCGUGUUCGUGGUUCAGCGGGGCGACUACGCUCCCCUCAUGAAGAAAGUCAGCGAUAAUUUGGAGAAGGCCAGGGCGCACGCAGCCAAUGACAGCCAGAAGCGGAUGCUGGAGGAGUACGCCCGCAGCUUCACCUACGGCUCGGUGGACGCGCAUAAGGAGGGCUCCCGCUACUGGAUCAAAGACAAAGGGCCCAUAGUGGAGAGCUACAUCGGCUUCAUUGAGAGCUACAGGGACCCAUUCGGCUCCCGGGGGGAGUUUGAAGGGUUCGUUGCGGUGGUGAAUAAGGGCAUGAGCGCUCGCUUCGCCUCGCUGGUCAGCUCUGCCGAGGUCCUCCUCCCCGAGCUGCCCUGGCCGCCUGCCUUCGAGAAGGACAUCUUCCUGCGGCCCGACUUCACCUCGCUCGACGUGCUCACCUUCGCCGGCAGCGGCAUCCCCGCCGGCAUCAACAUCCCAAACUACGAUGAUAUCCGCCAGACGGAGGGCUUCAAGAACGUGUCCUUGGGGAACGUCCUGGCUGUUGCCUAUGCCACACAGAAGGACAAACUCACCUUCCUGGAGGAAAAUGACAAGGACUUGUACAUUAAGUGGAAGGGUCCAUCUUUCGAGGUGCAGGUGGGGCUUCACGAGCUGCUGGGUCAUGGCAGUGGUAAGCUCUUUGUCCAGGAUGAGAAGGGGAACUUCAACUUUGAGCGGGAAAGUGUUCGCAAUCCCGAGACUGGAGAGCUGAUCUCCACCUGGUACAAAGGCAGCGAGACGUGGGACAGCAAGUUCUCCACCAUCGCCUCCUCCUACGAGGAGUGCCGGGCGGAGUGCGUGGGGCUCUACCUGUGUCUGAUCCAGGAGGUGCUCAGUAUCUUUGGGCACGAGGGCACAGAUGCGGAGGAGGUGGUGUACGUGAACUGGCUGACCAUGGUACGUGCCGGCCUGCUGGGCCUGGAGUUCUACACACCCAAGAGCAAGAGCUGGAGGCAGGCGCACAUGCAGGCCCGUUUCGUGAUCCUGAGGGUGCUGCUGGAGGCGGGCGAGGGCCUGGUCACCCUGCAGGAGACGACGGGGGCAGACGGACAACCUGACGCCCUCAUUACUCUGGACAGGAGCAAGAUCCACACUGUGGGCAAGGACGCCAUCAAGAGGUUCCUCUGCAAACUGCAGGUGCACAAAUCGACGGCAGACGUAGAGGGUGGCAGAGCUCUGUACGAGGGCUACUCUGAGGUCACCUCCACGGGGUCACAUGACUUCCUGCGCCUGCGGGAGACGGUCCUGCUGCGCAAGGAGGCUCGAAAAAUGUUUGUCCAGGCCAACACCCGGGUCAAAGGUGAGAGCGUGGAGCUGGUGGAGUACGAGGGCAGUGCUGGGGGGCUCAUCAGUUCCUUCACUGAGAGGUUCCCAGAGGAUGCGGAGGAAGUGGAGGCUCAGCUACUGGAGCUCAGCAAGCGGGACGCCCCCUGCUGGUGCUGAGGGUGCACAACAAUGCCACACUAUGAAAAUAAAGCACUUACACCUUACCCCACAGGACGCACACAUGCACAACACACACUUAUGUUGCCACACACGGAAAUGAACCACAUAAACAAACAAAAAUGCCAUCUUGGACUACACCUUCCUUCAACUGCCCUCACACGUUACAUUAAUUGGUCAUGAGUUCAUUCAUACAGUGCCCUGCUCAGGUGUACAUGACAUCAGCCAAUCACCAGCUCUCGCUCCACUCCCAGAGGGAAUAUGGAUCAGUGUUUGUGGACCUUCAGGCUGUGCGAGCUUCUUAAGAGCUGGGUCUUGUGGCCGACUGGUCUGUGCGCACGCCUGUUCUGUCAGUUUAAACCUGCGUGUCUCCUCAAAGUUCCAGCUUGUCCUGCACUUCUGUGAGGACAGACUUUUGGGGCCAGGGGCGUGGACUUGAUGUCUCACAGACAAAAUGUCCACUAUUGGAUCUUAAUUAAUUGCCAGAAACUUAACGCAAACCUAGUUUGCAUUGGGUCAUUAUGGCAACCUUGUAAAUGUGUAAUGUGUUAUAAUGUAGCUGUACUUUCGGUUACACAGUAGUUACUGUAUGGACGUCUCAUUUAAUUUAAUUAUAGGUGCUGCAUAUUAAACUGCUGGCAUACAUGUAAUUAAUUACAUUUAGAAUUCAGGGUUUUUCCUCCAAAUAUCACUAUAUAAGGUGUACUUAUAUGAAUGAAUGUAUCAUAUUAAGGUAUGGUGUUAGGCACAGACAAUGCUACUUUAGUGGGGCUUUUUAAAAAAAAACAAACUGCUAGUAGUAUUCGUUCAUUUUGCUGUAGCCAUCUCACAACUUCCACAGAUCCUCCCCUUGCAGUGCCAUGGUGUCACUGGACAUCCAGUGGGCAAACACGGUUUAUCAUAUAGAAUUAAGCCAUAUAACUGGAACAAAGACGCUUGUAAUUAUUUGGUGGAAUCCAUUCAGAAAUAUAUUUUGCUGUAUGUCUCCAUAUUUCCUUGUGUGGCAACCAAUCAGUUAAACACAUUUACAUGUAUGCUGUGGUAUACUUCCCACUGGAGCUAUUGAAAACCGUAUGUCAAUUUUUGAUUGUAAUGCAUAAUUGUGUUUUUGCUCAUGAUUGCAUUUUAUCUAAGAAGCUGAAAUCAGCUGGAUAGACCAGUGGGUCCUGUGUACCAGUGACCUGGAUGAGCACGAUGUUAAAAAGUCUUUGAUCAAAUGUAUACACAGACCAAAACUAGAAUAAAGUUGGGUUGAUUUUCCAAACA